AUGGUUCUUGGAGGCAACUACAUUGCGCUGGGAGCAUCCAAUAACCAGGUAGAUCUUGCCAAAAUCCGCCAUUAUGGUUUAUGGAUGUUCCUGCUACUCAACAUUGCCAUCUUCUUGCGCUUGUCCUAUUCAUUAUGGAACAUCAGGACAUCCACGGCGCCUUUUAUAGAUUUGAACGUCACAAACUUUGAGCAACACCUCCAGCCUAUGGAUUUUGCGAAUGCCUCGGCUGUUUUCAACGAGGUGUAUGAUGUUUUGAGGCAGAAGAAUGCGGACAUCAAUCCCAUCAGUGUCAGUUUUAUCCCAGCCUAUAUCCCAGAAGGUACCCUAUUAUACCACUCUAACCACCGUGGCCAGCCUCCAAAGUCGGUUGAAUGGGUUGCCAUGGACUAUGAGUUCAGCUAUAAUUUCGCGCAUCUGAGUAGGAACAGGCCAAGAAAAGGCCAUGGUCCCGGAGGUCCUGGUGGCCCUGGUGGCCCUCCUCCAAACUUCAAACCACCGGGAGGUAAAAGUCCAUCUCAUGGUGACCAUCCGCCCAACUUUGAUGGUCCCUCAUCUUUGUUCACAUUCCAGGUUACCAAGCCUCUGGAUAAAGUCAUUGUUUUUGGGGGUGCGUCGGCUUCCAAAUCCCUAACAGGAGAAAUGGACACACAAUUUGUUUUGUCUCAGGUUGCAGAUUACGACGAUUUCGAUGAGCGUAUUGCUGCUGAUAAGAUCUGCGCAUGGGGAAAGAAACACGGAGGUCUUGACGGAUAUGUGCGUCUGGAGGUUGGCUUUGAAAUGGUGAUCUGCGAUUUCGAAGAAAAAAUGGUUCCAAUUUCUAAUGUGUCGUUGGCAAAUGCAACAGAGUUUAUCGACUUCCCUCCAGAAAAGUUUGCAGCUCUUGACAAGAGAGAGGAUCUGAAUGCCGAGAGAAGUGCGGUCAUUGACGUUGUCGACGCAAUGUCGGGAUUUGAGCACUAUCUCGCUGGUGCAAGGGCUUAUGAUGGUGACAAGCGGAUUCUACUUGACUUCUCGAAGUUUGUGACUCCGCUCAACAGAACAUUCAUUCAUCCGGAUCCGUAUCUCAGACGGAUCCAUAACAUCUCGUCGGAGCUAAAAACCGAACUGGUCAACUCAGUGGAAGAGAUGCUGUCAACACCAAAUGAUCCAUACGGCUCUACAAACUGGCAGGUGGUCACUGAUUAUAUUGUUGACAAGUUUGCGCCAAUGCUUGUCAAUAUAAACUCGUCCUUUGCUCUUUACGGCCAGCACGAGAACUAUCAGACACUGGGAACUAACCUUACUGCUUAUACCUACAAUUUCAUCAGGCGAUACUUGAGCGAACCUGACCACGAGCUGCUUCCAAAACAUCGCGCAAUGGCUAUUUGGGAUUAUUCUCAUCCAUACCAGCCUUUGAAAUCGACAGCAGACUUUUUCGUCUGGAACGCUAUUACCAUUGUUCAAUCGAAAAUAGUGGACACACUAUACGACUGCUUCACCCUGAGCAAGACGCUGCUAUCGCCAUUGACAGGGACUACGCUUCCUGAGGACAUAGAUGAUCAGAUUCUGAAGGUCAAAUCUGAGCUAUCUGGUCUCCUUGAAAGUUUACAUUGGGCUUACUACUACAGAUGCUCCCAGAGCUGCAACUUUGACGAGCUUUGUUUCGUCCCUACCUGGGGACCAUCCCCACUUGGUUUCAGCAAUGCCAACUCCACUGGGUUGUAUGAUGACGGAACUGGAAGAGUAAGAAUUGAAAAGGAGCUUAGAUGCAUCAACUACGAUUUACUUCUUCACAACAAACGUGGUUGA
Ogataea angusta is the source of this 1791-nucleotide messenger RNA. RefSeq lists its product as uncharacterized. The transcript has a single exon. The coding region runs from base 1 to 1791 and encodes 596 amino acids. The record is from RefSeq and is a predicted model, not a curated record. Lineage: Eukaryota; Fungi; Ascomycota; Pichiomycetes; Pichiales; Pichiaceae.